AUGUCGGCCAAAAUCGCGAAGGGCACCAACUCAGUGAGCCGGGAGUACGGUAAGAUCCGCAUUUAUAUCGACAACUCAAACCUAUGGAUCGAGGGUCAGAAGGCAUACGCCAAAAGAGAGCGCCUACAAACCUCAUGGGAUCCUGUGUGGCGCUUCGACGUCGGCCGCCUCAAGACGAUCCUGACGGAACAGUCAGGGCUGCGACGGGAGGAGAGGGACUACACCGUGGAGGUGAGGCUGUAUGGGUCAACGCCUCCGCCCGCCGACACCGUCUGGAAGGCUAUCGAGUCCCGCAAUGUGCAGGUGAGCACCUUUGCGCGGAGCUCAUGGACGGGGCGUGAGAAGGAGGUCGAUGCCGAGGUGAUUGCCGAUUCCGUGGACGAGGCGAGGGAGGACUACCCUGCCUGCGUACAUGUUUGGUCGUGGAGGGAUGCUCUGGCCCAUAUUUACAAGGCAAAGGAGGAAGACCGCGUCACGGUGCAUUAUCUCGAUAAUUACCUGAACGAGAUCGGCUUCCGCGAAACUAGUUUCCGCAUCGACCGGAGUGCCAUCGAUCCACACAGCGUAGUUGUGCUAGACGCUCUCGCAAACGAGAUCAAUAAGUUCGUCGAGAGCCUAACAAUUCCCGUCUACCGGUACGUCAUUCCCAGAGACGACAAUGCGGACUGGAGAGCUCUGGCCAUCAUACCAGCCUUCUCCGGGAUGUCGUUCACGGAUAAAGAGAGGAUAUUCACGGCGGCAUAUACCUGCCUCUCAGAAAAACAUGAGCUGCGCGUUCUCACGUGGCUGGAGUAUAAUCAGCGCAGGGCCCAAGAUGCUGAAAUUGUGGUAGAGACCUCUAAUAGUUUUGGGGAGCUACCCGGAGGCGAACUCCCAGAGGAUAAAAACCAGGCUGAACCCGAAGCGAAUGGUGAUCAGGACCCUUUCACCGACAUGAACUACCCCUUCAAGAAGAAGAAAGCUCGCCAGAGGAAUAUCGAGCAGAAAUCUCGCCAGCGCUGUGAUUGGAGAUUGUACUGUCGACGCGAGCUCGACUGCAAGUACGGCUAUACGAAGGGCGAGGAGGCAUACUUCACGCUUAGUGGGAGCAAGAAGCCAAGAAAUUUCAAGCUCUGCAAUAACAAGGACUGCAUCCGGGGUGCGACUUGCGCCUUUGCGCAUGGCGAGGCGGAGUUGUUUUGCCCGACCUGCGGGAAGACGGGCGCUAGACAUGAGAUGCGGGAUUGCCCCGAGAGUGACCGGAACGCACACAAAUAUUACUAG
Molecule: messenger RNA, 1263 nt
Organism: Scedosporium apiospermum
Lineage: Eukaryota; Fungi; Ascomycota; Sordariomycetes; Microascales; Microascaceae
Exons: 2
Coding region: 1-1263 (420 amino acids)
Source: RefSeq, a predicted model, not a curated record